Molecule: messenger RNA, 823 nt
Organism: Ictidomys tridecemlineatus (thirteen-lined ground squirrel)
Lineage: Eukaryota; Metazoa; Chordata; Mammalia; Rodentia; Sciuridae
Gene: Rnase11
Product: ribonuclease A family member 11 (inactive)
Biological process (GO): defense response to Gram-positive bacterium
Molecular function (GO): nucleic acid binding
Source: RefSeq, a predicted model, not a curated record
AUGGAGACCUUCUCUCUGCUGUUGCUUGGUCUGGGGUUGGUUCUUGCAGGAACUUCAGAAAGCAUAACGGAGAUCAUUAAAGAAGAAUUUUCAGAGGAAGAGGUGCAAUAUGACAUGGUAAAAAGUGGCCAAGAGAAACAGACCAUUGAGGUAUUAGUGAACUUGACCCUGUUAGAUAAAAAUACCAGCUUCAGCAUGUCCAAAGAUGUUUUUCCUUCCUCACCACUGACAUUCAGAAAGUUAUGUCAUAGUGUUCCCAAGGGAAACAGGCCAGGUAAUGACAAAGAGAGUGACAAUAAUAUGACCGACUGGAGAAAAGUUUUAGAAGCUAAUGGGUCAUGCAAAAUGAGCAAUAUUUUCAUUCAUGGCUCCAUGGAAGUGAUCCACGGGGUCCACAAGUCCCCCAGCUGCACAUGUGGACAGAGUCCUGGCAUGAGCUGCUGUGAGAGCACAGAACUGGAGAACACUAUGUACCAGCUCACUACACGCAAACAACACCACCGGUGCCAAUACCACAGUGUUACUUCAUUGAAGAAGAUGUUGAUAGUGCUGACAGGUCAUUCUCUGAUGAGCUGGUUAGUUAGUGGCUCUAAAUUGUAAAUCUGACAAGGCUUUGGGACUAGGGUCCAUGUAAAGGACAUAUUCGUGCUCAUUAUUGUUUCUUUCCUUCUGUUAUUCAUAUCUACCCCCUUAACACUAUAGGAAACUCAAUUGUUGAUACUAUCUGGAUCAGUGAAAAGUUCAAAACUGGAUAAUGAAAUUUAAUUUAUAACUGAUCCUGGAGUUAAAAUUCUGUCUCUCACAUACACAUAUACUCCCUACC